AUGACUGAUCAGUGUUCUGCCAUGGCUGCUGCAAUCAUGCAAGUAUUUCCAAAUUCAAAACAUAGGCUAUGUAUUUGGUACAUUGGGGAGAAUUCAAAAAAGCACAUCAAAGGAUUGAGAAUGCAAAAGGGUUUCAUAGAGUUAUUUAAUUUUCUGUUAAAGUAUAGUGAUACAGAAGCUGAAUUUGAAUUUUACUGGAAUAGGAUGGUGACUGACUAUAAUAUUCAUAAGAAUGUUUGGUUAGAUAGAUUAUAUAAUAUUAGGGAGAAGUGGUGUCCUGCUUUUAGCAAACAGUAUUUCUCUGGUGGUAUUUUAUCCUCGCAAAGGAGUGAGUCUACUAAUCAUUCAAUUUCUAGAAGACUUUCAAAAACAGCUGGAUUGUGUGAUUUUUAUAAUUCAUUUGUUAGUGUGAUUUCUGAGUGGAGGAGCAGGGAGAGUGGUGAAGAUGUUCGCUGUUCUCAAGGUUUGCCAUCAAUCGCUAUGAAUUACGUGAAGUUACUUUCACAUGCUAGAGAAGUUUACACUAUUGUGAUAUACUUUUUAUUUGAGGAACAAUUCUUGAAAGGUUCUUCAUGCCAUCAAGAUUUGGUGGGGGUCAGUGGUGAGGUAAUGAAAUAUCAUGUUUGGCGUCCUGAUGUUGAUUUGAUUCGUCAUGAGGUUUGUUUUAGUGUUAAGGACUUGGAUAUAUCAUGUAGUUGCAGGUUGUUUUCAGAGAUGGGGAUUUUGUGCUCUCAUUCUCUUCGCAUUUUAAAUAUUCACUGUGUUGCAACAAUCCCUGAUAAGUAUAUUCUUAAAAGAUGGACUAAAAGGGUUGUUGAAGACCGGACAGUAGAGAAUGUUUGUGGUGUUGCUUCAAGUGGUUGGGUUAUACAAAUUGGUAGAAAGUUUCAGCGGUUGGUUUUAUCUAGUCAAGACAAUUCUAAAGCUCGGGAAGCAUGUGAAGAUGCCUUUUAA
Messenger RNA from Ipomoea triloba (trilobed morning glory), 954 nucleotides. RefSeq names its product protein FAR1-RELATED SEQUENCE 7-like. The coding region runs from base 1 to 954 and encodes 317 amino acids. The transcript has 2 exons. Gene Ontology annotation, molecular function: zinc ion binding. The record is from RefSeq and is a predicted model, not a curated record. Lineage: Eukaryota; Viridiplantae; Streptophyta; Magnoliopsida; Solanales; Convolvulaceae. Gene Ontology annotation, biological process: regulation of DNA-templated transcription.